Messenger RNA from Manduca sexta (tobacco hornworm), 3996 nucleotides. Its product is annotated as G-protein coupled receptor moody-like. The transcript is spliced from 3 exons. The record is from RefSeq and is a predicted model, not a curated record. Gene Ontology annotation, cellular component: membrane. Gene Ontology annotation, molecular function: G protein-coupled receptor activity. Bases 113 to 1381 code for a protein of 422 amino acids. Lineage: Eukaryota; Metazoa; Arthropoda; Insecta; Lepidoptera; Sphingidae. Gene Ontology annotation, biological process: G protein-coupled receptor signaling pathway.
AGCAAAAACAAAUAGUAAUCCUGUAUUCACUCAAUUCAUACUCAUUAUUAAUAAAAUGCUUGCGAGCAAACGACGUGUGAAUGUUGUGCUGUAAAGUGUAUUAAAGGAAAAUAUGGGUGGAAUCAAUGGUAGUGCAAUUGAGGAUUUGGUGCCGGGCCUGGAGGAAUACGAGGACAGCGCAGCACUGGCCGCAGUGAAGCUGUACACGGAUUACCCGGAGUGGCUGCUGCAAUUCGCUGGGGCGUGCUGCAUUCUGUUCAUGGUCAUCGGCAUUCCAGGGAACCUUGUCACCAUCAUCGCUCUUGCGCGGUGUAGGAAGGUUCGGAAUGCCACAGCAAUAUUUAUAAUCAACCUAUCGUGUUCCGACCUUCUCUUCUGUUGCUUCGUCCUGCCUCUCCAAACUUCAAUAUUUUACCAACGUGCAUGGAUCCAUGGGAAACUUCUCUGCCGAUUGCUCCCGCUAGCGAGAUAUGCUUUGGUAGCUGUCUCGCUUUUCACAAUAUUGGCUAUCACUAUCAACAGAUAUAUUAUGAUCUCGUUCCCAAUGCUUUAUCCUAGGUUAUACAGAAACCGGUACUUGUGGAUUAUGAUCGCUGGACUCUGGUUGUUCCCGACCAGUGUGCUCAUACCAACCUACUUCGAAGAGUGGGGUCGGUUCAGCUUAGACCCCAUCACGGGCUCCUGCUCUAUAGUGGCUGAUGAGAACGAACUAUCUCCAAAAAAGUUUCUAUUCAUUGCUGCAUUCGUUCUCCCAAGUUUGGCAAUAAUCAUAUGCUACGCAAGAAUCUGGUGGAUCGUGAGGAAAGCAGCGAAAAUGGCUCGUAUUCCAAUGUACACACGACCAGUAUCUGCUAUGGAAGCUGUGCAAAUGAGCAGUAAAGAUGCACGAACAUCUAAAAGCCAGAGUAAAAAGAACUUAAACCAGAUCUCCCCCUUACAAAAAGACGGACGCUGCCAACUAGCUCUCGGCUGCUUUUUGAACACAGGCGCGGAACUAUCUUCUGUAGAAAGUUCUAUACCAGAAGAACAAGACUCGGGACAAAGACCUCGUACAUUAGGCGCGGAGUCUAUGAGCAAUAUCCGCAAAAGUUUCGUAGCAACAUUCAAGCGACCGUCGGGACCGCCCAAGCCUCGUCUCCCUACGAAGAAAGAUAAAAAACUACUGACAAUGAUCGUCGCGAUAAUGGUGUCGUUUUUGGUCUGCCAUCUCCCCAUUACAUUGACGAAGACUGUGUUCCAAGAUUUCAAGUCUCACCCUACUUCUAACAUUAUAGGAUACGUGCUGAUAUACAUAACAACUUGUGUCAACCCCAUUAUUUAUGUUGUGAUGUCAAAUGAGUACAGGCAAGCAUACAAAAAUUUGUGGAAAUGUGGGCGAUGAGAACCGCCCCGCGAACUCUCUUGAAACCCUGAUAAGACUUUAUUGUAAGUAUUUUGUGUGACAAGUAUUUUUGUGUGCGAUAAAGUUGUAUUUAUUAGGUAGGUGUGAGCCGUCCCUGUCUGAAUAAGAGAUUAGUGUGAUGUGAAUAAUGAAUGUUAAUGAGUGCAAUUCUUAUUUAAAAUGUACGAGUAAUCUCAUAUUUGUAAAUAUGUUGUUAGUGUAGUUUUGGAGUUUAAAGAGCCGCGUAAAUAGCGUGUCAAUAAUACAACUUGGACAUGAAUUCCCGGACUUGGUAUUUGUAUACACGUCACAUUCCCUGAUUAUAUAUUGUGAAUUUUGUCAUUAUUGUUGCUAUUCAACAUUUCUAUUCUGAAAAUUUGUUAUUCACAAAAGGCUAUAGAAUUUUAAAUAUCUAAGAAUAACAAUUUUUUAAAUAAAUAUUUUAAUUAAACGAAUCUUACCUCGACCUAGCUAUAGGGUAGAUGUUUGAUAUAUUUGAUUUACUGUAUAUUCAGUAAUAGCGUAUAACUCGAAUACUCCUAAGACCUAAGAUAAAUUUGUAAGACCUGUGGUUGACUAGCAUUGUUUCGGUUACUUUUUGUGAACUAAUUGAGUGCUGUAACAAUGUUUGCUUACUAUGCUGACGUUGCAAGCACUUAAUAAUCAUAAAAAUUAAAAUGUUAACAAAAAGUCACCGUAACAAAUAAACAGUUAAAGGGGUCAGAGUUUGUAAUAUUUUUACCAUAAGAAAAAUAUAGUGAAAUGUUGAAUGAUAAACCGCUACCAUUGUUUACAAAUUAUCGAAUAAAUUGAAAGUGUAUACGCCGUUUCUACAAUCGCUGACGUAAACUGUGGUUCUUAUUCCAACAAUUACAAAGUAUAGUUUUCUGUAAAACAAAUCUCGUACAACUUAAUUGACGCACUUCGUAUGUACGUUUGUGGUUUGUUUCCACGUACGCGCUACUAAUUGUUUCCUCUGAGUUUAUCAAGUUGAUGUUUAGUCACACUAACAUAGGUGUACCGUACGAUGUGUACAAUAUCAAUAUGUGAUAUUAUUGUAUGUAAGAUGGAUGUCAAAGACAUAAAUGUUUUCGAUAUUAAUGAUAUUUUGAAUCGAAAAAGGUGCUGUUGUAACGAGCUAUACAUGUGCUCCGUUUCCUAAAAUCUUGAAUAGCUUUUGGAUAAUGUCGAAUUUUUGGAAUAAUUUACUUACAAAUCCCUCGCAACAUUCAUUGAUGUAAAUUGUAAAUCAGAAACUAUUUUAUCAACAUUAAAUUGCGAUAGGCGUAUAACAGCACUAUAUUUAAUCGUUACUAUGAGGCAUUAAACGGUUAACAAUACGAAAAUAAAAUCUAUUGUCGAAUUAGAAAGCAACUGUAAUUUCACGUAAAAAAUUAAAUUCUUUAUGAGUGCGGCAGCUAUCAUUGCAGAGAGUUAAAUUGUCCCGUAGUAGGGGUUCUGAUUAUCAUUUAAUUAUACGAUGUUUUUUUAAAAUAUGAACAGAUUUCAGAAGAAAUAAUAGUAAUUUACUAACACUUAUCCAAUGUAAAAAGACAAUCAUUCCAAAUUGUAACCCCUUUGUAUCAAAAUAUUAAUUGUUAGUAUAUUAAAUGUUUUAUACGCUAAGUAUAGACUAAGUACGAGUAUAUAAUUGUAACCGUUUAUUUCCAAAGGUGUCUGUAGUCAACUUUUAGACGUAAAAAACUGUUAAAGUAUUUAAUUUAUAUGUUGAUAUGCUACUUUGAUAAGUUUUCUAUAUUAAGAUAUAUUGAAUCGACAUCUUAUGCUGGGGUCACACUGAGGUCCCAUGACAUUAAUUAUAAUCGCAUUAAUUAGGUGUAAUGAGGUUAAUAAGGUAACAACCUUAUUAAUUUGUAUUAAUAAGGUUCGCCAUAUCUUACAACGGCAUCCAUUGUGGUAUUCGCCAUUUAGGAUUUGAUUUUGUCAAAUUGCGAUAUUUUUACGCAUUUCAUAAUGCGAUAAACAUUAACCUUAGUGUAGCUCCAGCACAACAGUUUUACAGGAAAAUAAAUUGGCUAUUAUACGAGAGACUUGAUAAACAAAAUAAUUUUCGAUUUCGAAAUCAAAAAUUACAAUCUAAUAAUGGUUUGUCAGUUUUCGGGUAGAAUGUAACUGUUAUUAUUCAGCAGAAAUAUACAUAAAAUUUUAAAUCAAUGCCAACCUUCAUUGCGGUUUAAUUUUUCAAAGUAUCACGAAAUUGUUCGGUUUCGGAAAUUUGUAGAUUUUAUUUUAAUUAUGACUAAUAAUUUCCACCUUAGUAUUAAUAGUCUCUCUGCGGCGUUAAUAUGCAGACUAUAUUUUCCUGUAAAAAUAUAUAUUCAUGUGGCUUUUGAUCUAUUGGAGCAGUCAUACAAUACCCUGUAAGUAAUAUAAAGAAUUUUAGAUGCAGUCAAAACUAUUCCUGGAGACAUUAUGCAUAAAUUUUAAAAAAAUAUUGUAAAUGAAUAAGUAUGUAGUUUUGACUGUAUUGAAAUUCUAUUUGUUAAAUAGUCAUCCAUGUUGCUACCAAAGAACCAAACCUGGGGCCAGGCCAUCCCUUAAGCCAUUGUACUUACCAAAGAUGUAUGAAAAUAAAUAAACAAUGUUAAAUUUAA